AUGAGGUUUGCUACAUCUUCGUUACUACUCUCUCUCUUAUCGGUGCUUCAGCUGGCUCUUGCCGAUGGAAACGAUACCACCCCUGCCAUCGAGGUCAAAGGCAACAAGUUCUUUUUCUCAAACAAUGGUUCCCAAUUCUACAUGAAAGGUGUUGCUUACCAGGCCGACACCGCGAACUCAACCGCAGGUGAUGAAGACACCAUUGUUGACCCCCUGGCCGAUUAUGAAACUUGUUCCAGGGAUCUUCCAUACCUGCUUGGCGUCCACACAAACGUUGUGCGCGUAUACGCCCUCAAUACAAGUCUGGACCACAGCAAAUGUAUGAAUGCUUUCGCCGAUGCGGGGAUAUAUGUUAUUGCUGACUUGUCCGAACCCUCGGAAUCCAUUAACCGCGACUCACCUGCGUGGACUCUCGAUCUUUACGAGAGAUACACUAGUGUCGUAGAUGCGGUCGCUAACUACUCUAACGUGUUGGGAUUCUUUGCGGGUAACGAAGUUACCAACAACAAGUCCAAUACCAAUGCCUCGCCCUUUGUGAAGGCUGCCAUUAGAGAUACGAAGAAAUACAUGAAGGACAAGGGAUACAGAAAUAUUCCAGUUGGAUACUCUUCAAAUGAUGACGAAGAAACAAGAGUAAGUAUGGCCGACUACUUUGCUUGCGGAGAUGAUGAUGUCAAAGCAGACUUCUACGGUAUUAAUAUGUAUGAGUGGUGCGGAUCUUCAACUUUCCAAUCUUCUGGUUACGAGGACAGAACCAAAGAGUUUUCCAAUCUCAGCAUCCCUGCAUUUUUCUCAGAGUACGGCUGCAACGAAUCUCCUCCAAGAAAGUUUCAAGAAGUUGAAGCUUUAUAUGGUGAUGAUAUGACUGAUGUAUGGUCGGGUGGUAUCGUCUACAUGUAUUUUGAGGAAGCAAACAAAUAUGGGUUGGUAUCAACAUCUGGAAACACAGUGAAAACUUUAGAUGAUUACAACAACCUAAAGAAAGAGAUCGCUUCUGUUUCCCCAUCUUCGGUCAACAAAAACUCUUACACUCCCAGCACAACAUCUUUGAAGUGUCCUGCAACUGGUACGAACUGGAAUGCAUCCACUGAGCUUCCGCCAACUCCUGACAAAGACGUGUGCGACUGUUUGAAGAGCUCGCUCUCUUGCGUGCUGGCAGAUGACGUUGAAUCAAAGGAUUAUGGAGAUUUAUUUUCGUAUUUGUGCGACAAAAUUGGUUGUGAUGAAAUUACAGCUGACGGUUCUGCUGGAAAUUAUGGCGAGUAUUCGUUCUGUGACGCUGAUAUCAAGCUUUCGUUCUUGUUAGACAAGUAUUACCAGAAAAAUGGCAAGAACAAGUCUGACUGUUCCUUCAGUGGUUCAGCAUCUUUGGCAUCCUCUACUAGCCAAGCCUCAUCCUGCCAAGCUAAGCUGUCUUCUGCGACAGCCAGUGCUAAAUCAACUGGCUCUUCGAAUUCCAAUAGCUCUGGUAGCUCUGCAUCCUCCUCUAACUCCAGUUCAUCAGCUUCGUCAUCAUCUAACAGCAAGAAAAGUGGGGGCAUCCAAGUUAAGCCAGCCUCACCAGCUGGCCUCUGGUUGGUAGCAAUCAUGGUUGCAUCGGCCAGCGUUGGGCUUGGCUCUAUAGUGUUUUAA
Molecule: messenger RNA, 1632 nt
Organism: Lachancea thermotolerans CBS 6340
Lineage: Eukaryota; Fungi; Ascomycota; Saccharomycetes; Saccharomycetales; Saccharomycetaceae
Product: KLTH0B09812p
Exons: 1
Coding region: 1-1632 (543 amino acids)
Biological process (GO): fungal-type cell wall (1->3)-beta-D-glucan biosynthetic process
Cellular component (GO): fungal-type cell wall; cytoplasm
Molecular function (GO): 1,3-beta-glucanosyltransferase activity
Source: RefSeq, a predicted model, not a curated record